Messenger RNA from Capsicum annuum, 3144 nucleotides. RefSeq names its product auxin response factor 2B. Gene Ontology annotation, biological process: response to hormone; regulation of DNA-templated transcription. Gene Ontology annotation, cellular component: nucleus. The transcript is spliced from 15 exons. Gene Ontology annotation, molecular function: protein binding; DNA binding. Lineage: Eukaryota; Viridiplantae; Streptophyta; Magnoliopsida; Solanales; Solanaceae. The record is from RefSeq and is a predicted model, not a curated record. The coding region runs from base 324 to 2735 and encodes 803 amino acids.
CAACACUAGUUAAAAUUUAACCAUGGUUAAGGUCCUCUUCAUCAGUUCAUGAAUGAGCUCUCUUUGUGUUGUCUCCUCCUCACACUGUUUACCCCCAAAAUCCUUGAAGAUAUAUAUACAAAAAAAUUGCUGGUAUAUAGAGAGGAAGUUGUUGAAUCUUGCUAUUUACGGGUCUCUGAUUUUGUUGAAGCAAUUUCAAUAAUUGAGUUUUCGGUGUUCUUCUUCUGAAGUUGAUUUAACUGAAGAAAAAACCCUGUUAUUGUUUUGCCGUGGAUUGAUUUUUAAUAGAGGUGUUUGGAGAAUGAAAGAUCUGUGUUAAGAGUAUGUGCAGCGAAAUGGCUACUUCUGAUAGUGGCCGGAGUGCUACCGGAGCUGGAAAAGUUGAUGCUGAGAAAGCAUUGUACGCGGAGCUAUGGCGUGCCUGUGCAGGUCCACUUGUGACAGUACCACGCGAAAGAGAGCUGGUGUUCUAUUUCCCACAAGGUCAUAUUGAACAGGUUGAAGCAUCAACAAAUCAAGCUUCAGACCAGCAGAUGCCAGUAUAUAAUCUUCCUUCUAAGAUCCUCUGUCGUGUAAUGAACGUCCUGCUCAAGGCUGAAACAGAUACUGAUGAGGUGUACGCGCAAGUGACAUUGAUGCCAGAACCAAAUCAAGAUGAGAAUGCAGUCAUGAAGGAACCGAUGCCCUCUCCGCCACCACGAUUCCAUGUCCACUCUUUUUGUAAGACAUUAACGGCCUCCGAUACCAGCACUCAUGGAGGAUUUUCUGUCUUGAGACGUCAUGCUGAUGAAUGCCUCCCACCUCUGGAUAUGUCUCGACAGCCUCCAACACAGGAGUUGGUGGCCAAAGAUUUGCAUACAAAUGAAUGGUGCUUCAGGCACAUAUUUCGGGGCCAGCCUAGGAGGCACCUUCUUCAGAGUGGUUGGAGUGUCUUUGUAAGUUCAAAAAGGCUUGUUGCAGGGGAUGCAUUCAUAUUUCUUAGAGGUGAGAAUGGGGAGCUUCGUGUUGGAGUCAGACGUGCCAUGAGACAGCAGGGUAAUUCUCCAUCAUCAGUCAUAUCCAGUCAUAGCAUGCAUCUUGGUGUCCUUGCUACAGCUUGGCAUGCCAUUCAGACGAAAACAAUGUUCACAGUAUAUUACAAACCAAGGACGAGCCCUGCUGAGUUUAUAGUUCCAUAUGAUCAGUAUAUGGAGUCUCUGAAAAACAAUUACUCCAUCGGGAUGAGGUUUAAAAUGAGGUUUGAAGGCGAAGAAGCUCCAGAACAGAGGUUUACUGGCACUAUAAUUGGCAUUGAAAAAGCUGAGCCCAAAAGUUGGCCUGAGUCCAAAUGGAGAUGCUUGAAGGUUCGAUGGGAUGAUACUACUGCUAUUCCUAGGCCAGACCGAGUUUCACCAUGGAAAGUAGAGCCAGCUCUUAGCCCUCCUGCACUUAAUCCACUUCCAAUACCAAGGCAGAAAAGGCCUCGGUCAAAUGUUCUGCCUUCUUCUCCUGAUUCUUCUGUUCUUACUAGGGAAGGUUCAUCCAAAGUAACUGUAGACCCUUCACAAGCCAGUGGGUUUUCAAGGGUCUUGCAAGGUCAAGAAAUAUCGACCUUGAGAGGCAAUUUUGUUGAAAAUAAUGAGUCAGACUCUUCUGAGAAACCAAUUGUAUGGCCACCGUUACUGGAUGAUGAAAAGGCUGAUUCUGCAUCAAGGAUAUGUCUAUCAGAUAAAUGGCUUCCUUUAGGGAGGCCUGAAUCAUCUUUUACAGAUCUUUUAUCAGGUUUUGGGGUGCAAGCGAAUUCCUCCCACGGGUUCCUUUUACCCACUGGAGGCCACACAACAUCUUCUAGCUUGGUGAAGCAACAAACACUGGACAAGGAAAGUGAUUUCAGCUUAAUGGGAAAACAAUGGUCGCUAGUUUCUUCUGGUCUCUCACUUAAUCUGAUGGAUUCAAGAUUGAAGGGUGUGGAUACUCUUUGUCAAAUGGGGGGAACAUCUAGAUGUAAUGGUUUUAAUGAACAUCCAGCCCUUCCUGGUCAUAGAAUUGACAAUCAUCAGGGAAAUUGGUUAACGCCCCAGUCUGCGCUGCCUUAUAUUCAGAUGUCCAUUCAUUCUAGAGAAAUGAUGCCUAAACCCAUAACUUCACUACAGCCCGAAGCCAUGAAAUCCAAAGAGGGUAACUGCAAACUAUUUGGCAUUCCCCUUGUAAGUAAAUCUGCCUCCAUUGAUCCUGUCAUGUUGCAGAAAAAUUCUCCGACUGACUCAGCAAGUAACAUGCAUUUUGGUGUACAUCCACAUCAAUUCCCUGUAACUGAAUCUGAUCAAAGGUCUGCGCAAUUAACGGGAUCAAAGCUACUAGAUGAUGGGAUCGCACUCAAUGAUCAGGAAGAACAAUUCCAAAUCUCUCAUCCUGGUACUCGAGAUAGAGAGGGCAGAGGCCUUGUUAAUUCAACAAGGAGUUGCACCAAGGUUCAUAAACAGGGUAUGGCCCUUGGGCUGUCUGUGGAUCUUGCAAAGUUCAAUAACUAUGAAGAAUUGAUAGCUGAACUGGAUCACCUUUUUGAUUUUAAUGGUGAGCUCAAGUCUCGGAACAAGAACUGGCUGGUUAUAUAUACUGAUCAUGAGGGCGACAUGAUGCUUGUUGGAGAUGAUCCAUGGCAAGAAUUUUGUGGUAUGGUUCGCAAGAUUUUUAUCUACACGAAAGAUGAGGUGCAGCAGAUGAACCCUGGGACUCUCAAUUCAAAAGGUUUAUAAAAAUCUGCGGAAACAACUACAUUCAUCCAGCUGUAGCGUUUUUGUGGAUUUUGGAAGGUGGUAACCUGCCACAUCAAGUCCCUUUUAGCUUCUGGAUGGCUGGUCUCUCCACAUUGAUGCAGCUUCUGUACAUGCAUAAAUUGUCAGCCUGGUCAUAAUCUUGCUUUUGCUUAUUUCCGUAUGUAAAUACCCAGCUUUAAAAAAUUUUCUUGCAGCUCUAGAUGUAAUUAAGUUGGUACAACACUUUGUGUCCACUGUUAGUUUAACUGCUUUGAGUACCCUACAUAUAUCAGGCUAUCAGCAGUUGUGGUCAUCCAGGUGAACAAGGAUUGAUAGUCCUGCAAAUUUUGGUCGCAAGUGUUGAAAAGAUAUUGAUAUUUGGUUAUUCUAAAUAAUUCUUAUUGAUCAA